Xiphophorus hellerii (green swordtail) is the source of this 2997-nucleotide messenger RNA. RefSeq names its product spermatogenesis associated 18 (gene spata18). The record is from RefSeq and is a predicted model, not a curated record. The transcript has 13 exons. Lineage: Eukaryota; Metazoa; Chordata; Actinopteri; Cyprinodontiformes; Poeciliidae. The coding region runs from base 382 to 1860 and encodes 492 amino acids. Gene Ontology annotation, cellular component: mitochondrial outer membrane. Gene Ontology annotation, biological process: mitophagy by internal vacuole formation; mitochondrial protein catabolic process.
UUCUGCUCUUCAGCCGUUUGGUUUCGCUUGACAGUAUGACAUCACAGGGACGCAGAACCCGUAGAGGACCGACACCGAGGCCGCGUCGUCCGGCAGGAGUUUUUACAUAGCAGGUCUGUGUGGGUUCAUCUGUUCUCCUUCCUGUCUUCUAGCCUGGUUGCCAGAGGCGCUGCGAGGCAUCCGUGUAUGUGUGUGUGUGUGGGGGUGUGUGUGUGUGUGGGCGUGUGUGUGUGUGUGUCACAGGAGGAGAAAGCUGUAGGAGUUUUUAUAUUUUUUUUACUACAGCUGAUCAAGCCUCCCGCUGCUGCUGCUGCUGCUGCCCUCCGCCUCCUUCUUCAAAUCGUCAGACCUCCGCGGAUUAGUCAGUUGAUUUAGCGGGACAUGGCGGAGGUUUUAAGGAGACUGACCAAUGCGUCUUCGUUCAGCGUCUUACAGGACAAGCUUGAGAACUGGCACAGAGACUACCACGUGUUUUCCUGUGAUCAGAAUGUGAACAGAUGUUGUGAGCUGAUUGAGCUCACUGCCAAAAUUCAAGGCCAGCUGUUUAACAUCCUAAACCUCACCGCAGCUGAGGGCGGUCGCUGUGGUGGAGUGGACACUCUUAAAACGCGUUUUCUGCCUUGGCUUGGAAGCUGCUUCUCCAUUUCAAGGCCGUCCAUCGCAGACGGCACCAGCCUGCACCUCAUCCAGGGUGCAGCAGAGAAGGACAGAAAGACGAAGGAGCUUUCUUUGUCCCAGGAGAGUGAGAUAAGAAAGCUGGAAGUUCAAUUGAACUCUACUAGCCUCCAGCUGGAGUCGGUCACUGCAGAACUCGUGGAGGCUCAGAAGAAGCUGGACCACACAAAGUGCAAGUCGGCGACCACCCUGCUCGCCACCGAGGAUGAGAUCUUGCAGCUCAAAGCGGAUUUGCUUUCUACAAACGAACAGUUGGAGUUGUAUAAGAGGAAGCAGGACGCCGUUCACGACUACGAGCGGCAAAUUCGCCUGUUGAAGGAUGAGUUAGCUUAUCUGAACUCAGAGAAGGUCAUGCUGCAAGAGAGGUUGGUUAGAAGUCGCUCUCCGAGCCCUUUGCCCCUGUUGAGCCGCUCAUCCAGCCCACUGAGGAGCACGUCCCCCACCAGAGCCCAGCUGACCAACUCCUCACGCCACGCACGCCUCGUCUCGCGUUUCAGCGAUCUGUACACCAUGGAGCGUCUGGACGCACAGACCCUCCUACGGCGCUACAUCCCAGACAUAGAGAUGGUCCAGAGAAUCAUCUUCAUCGCUGUGAUGGAGUCCUUCCAAAAAGCAAAACUGGCCUAUCGUAAGUUCAAGCAGCAGGUGAGAAAGACGUUGUCCACGUCCCACUUUGGUCCGGAGAGUCUCGAGGACGCGGCUGUGGAUUACAUUGUUAGGAACCUGGACCUCUAUGAUGUCCUGUGCAGUGUCAAUGAUGUAAUCCUUGCUAUGAACAAGAACCCCCAGAUCUCCUUCCCUCCAGAAGUGGACUUCAGACUCAUCAGUCCCUUGAUCAGAGAGACCUGCAGGGUGGCUUUUGCCAUGCAGACUCUGGACCCACCUCUUGACUUGGCCUACGGAAGCAACGGUGAACUAUUCAACAACGCCAAGUAUCGUCGCAGCUUUGACUCUGAUUUCAGUGCUCCGCUGGUGGUCUACUACGUGUGGCCGGCUCUGGUGGAAGGAUGCACGGUGCUUGUUAAAGGCGAAGCCGUGACCAAAAGAGGCGUACUGUGGAGUAGAAGCAGGAGCAGAAGUGCCAGCCCUGCACGCUCCCGAUCUCUUAGCCCGGCCCGCAGCGUAAGAUUUAGCGACAAAAGAAGCCUGUCACCUGGACGCCUCACUACCAGACACCUGAGCUGAAGUGUUUCUAAGAAGUCUCUGGGAUGUUUCCAUGGAAGCUGAGUGAGAGAUCAGCGAACCGCUCUGGACCUCCCGCGGGCCGUUCACUGUAGCUCCAUUUUGAACUCUUGAAGCAAAUUACAGGAAAAGACAAACAAACUAUACUCACUCUUCCUGAUUGCACCUCACAAUUCUGAUUGGCUAAACCCCAGAAAGGGGGAAAGACACAAGCUGUGUUCAGUUCUGACAUUUUGGUCGCCGCUGAUUAUUCAGAGGAGCGUUUUUUUUUUUUUAGGGUGUUUUUUGCGUGUAAUUCCCGGGUUACAUCAGUGUGUUAUAAAAGAGGAUUUUGAACCACUUAGAAACGAUCCAGGCCUUUUUCUUCUUAGAACAGCUAGGAAGCUUCAGGAGUCAAGACAGGAAGUUUAAUAUUUGUAACUCAGUUCUUGGACACGUCUGGUUCUUGAAUCUCUCCUAAGCUUUUAAAUCAUAAUCGCCCCAUUGCUUGAGCACCUUUUUCCUUCCACUCGACAUUCCUUUAAUGUGUUUAAGUACCGCCUCCUGUUGAAAACUUUUUGCAUGUUUUGUAAUAUUUCUGCAGAUCAAUAAACAGCAGAUGUCCUAUAAAUGAAUUUGGUCUCAAAACGGUCAAACAUCAUAAAAACCCCUCUUUAAUAAAAUCAAUUUAAUGUGCCUAAAUGAUCAAUAUGCAUUAUAGCUAAACUGUGUUUGUGUUGACAUGCAAACACACUUAAAAACAUUUUUUUUUUCUUCUGUGCACUACUUUGUGUUGGUUUGCCACAUAAAAUAACAUAAGAAGAAUGGAUGCUGUAUUUUGACACAAUGUGAAAGUGCUGGAGGGAUAUUAAUUAUUUUUAGAAUUUUUUUUUUUUUUGAGACGCUCCCCAUGUUAACUCUUGGAAAUUUUAAAUGGAAAAGGGUUUUCCUGGUUAAUUAAAUAAGAAAAAAAAAGAGAGAUUCUUUCUAAUCCGUCAAUCAGAACUUCCUGUAAUCCGUGCGUUAAUGCAGCACACAAAAGGCUUUUCCAGAACUUACCCGCCUGGCAGUAAUGAGCAGGGAGUGUGCAGUUAAUGAGGCGACUUAAUGAUGCAGACGAUUGCAGUGAUUAAGUCAAAUUAAAAUCCUUUGUGUGAUUCA